CAUCUGGCCACACUCAAUCAGCUCGCGUCCAAAAGUGUACUCACUUGGUUUGUUUUUUUCUCGGCUAAGCACCACCGACAUAUUCGAGAGCUAUUGUCUGAUCCGAUCUGAUCCGUUUUCGGAUGAUAGCUCUGAGCGCGCUGUUGACCAAAUACACGAUCGGUAUUAUGAGCAAUCUAAGCAAUGGCAGCAACAACAACCAGCAGCAGCAACAGCAGAACGGGCAGCCACAACAAAUACAAGGAAAUGAGGGGGGAGCGGGGGCGGAGUUUGUGGCACCACCGCCCGGAUUAGGUGCUGCUGUGGGCGUGGCAGCCAUGCAACAGCGACAGCGACUGCUGCAGCAACAACAGCAGCAGCAGCAACACCAGAAUCCUGCCGCCGAAGGAAGUGGACUGGAACGGGGCAGCUGUCUUCUGCGAUACGCCAGUCAGAACUCCUUGGACGAGAGCUCACAGAAGCACGUUCAACGGCCAAAUGGCAAGGAGCGCGGCACAGUGGGUCAGUACAGCAACGAUCAGCACACAACGCGGUCCUUCGACGCCAUGAACGAGUUGAGAAAACAAAAACAGCUCUGUGAUGUGAUAUUAGUGGCCGAUGAUGUGGAGAUCCACGCCCACCGAAUGGUGCUGGCAUCCUGCAGCCCGUACUUCUAUGCGAUGUUCACCAGCUUCGAGGAGUCGCGGCAGGCGAGGAUCACGCUCCAGAGUGUCGAUGCCAGGGCUUUGGAGCUGCUCAUUGAUUACGUUUACACAUCCACCGUGGAGGUGAACGAGGAUAAUGUGCAGGUUCUUCUCACGGCCGCCAAUCUUCUACAGCUCACGGAUGUUCGCGACGCCUGCUGCGACUUCCUGCAAACCCAGUUGGAUGCCAGUAAUUGCCUGGGCAUCCGGGAGUUCGCCGAUCUUCAUGCCUGCGUGGAGCUCCUCAAUUACGCAGAGACCUACAUCGAACAGCAUUUCAACGAGGUGAUCCAGUUCGAUGAGUUUCUGAAUCUCUCGCACGAGCAGGUCAUCAGCCUGAUUGCCAACGACCGGAUUUCGGUGCCGAAUGAGGAGCGCGUCUACGAGUGCGUGAUCGCCUGGCUGCGCUACGAUGUCCCCAUGCGGGAGCAGUUCACCUCGGUGCUCAUGGAGCACGUCCGCCUGCCCUUCCUGUCCAAGGAGUAUAUCACCCAGCGCGUGGACAAGGAGCUCCUCCUCGAGGGCAACAUCGUGUGCAAGAAUCUCAUCAUCGAGGCAUUGACUUACCAUCUGCUGCCCACUGAAACGAAAUCCGCUAGAACGGUGCCCAGAAAACCCGUGGGAAUGCCCAAGAUCCUGCUCGUUAUUGGCGGACAAGCACCCAAGGCUAUACGCUCCGUGGAAUGGUACGAUCUGCGCGAGGAGAAAUGGUACCAGGCCGCCGAAAUGCCCAACCGCAGAUGCCGCUCCGGUUUGAGUGUCCUGGGCGAUAAGGUCUAUGCCGUUGGAGGCUUCAAUGGCUCGCUGCGAGUGCGCACUGUGGAUGUCUAUGAUCCCGCCACGGAUCAGUGGGCCAACUGCAGCAACAUGGAGGCCAGGCGAUCCACCCUGGGCGUAGCUGUCCUCAAUGGCUGCAUCUACGCAGUGGGAGGAUUCGAUGGCACAACGGGUCUGUCGAGUGCCGAGAUGUAUGAUCCCAAGACUGACAUCUGGCGGUUUAUCGCCUCCAUGUCCACGCGUCGCAGUUCCGUUGGUGUGGGUGUGGUUCAUGGACUUCUAUACGCUGUUGGUGGCUACGAUGGCUUCACGCGUCAGUGUUUAUCAUCAGUGGAGCGCUACAAUCCGGAUACGGACACCUGGGUGGCGGUGGCGGAGAUGUCUUCGCGGAGGAGCGGCGCUGGGGUUGGAGUACUGAAUAAUAUCCUGUACGCUGUGGGUGGACACGAUGGUCCCUUGGUCAGGAGAUCCGUAGAGGCGUACGAUUGCGAAACGAAUUCGUGGCGUUCGGUGGCUGAUAUGUCCUACUGCCGGCGAAAUGCGGGAGUGGUGGCCCACGAUGGCCUGCUCUAUGUGGUCGGUGGCGAUGAUGGCACCUCGAAUCUCGCCUCCGUGGAGGUCUACUGUCCGGACUCGGACAGCUGGAGGAUACUGCCUGCGUUCAUGACCAUCGGUCGCAGCUACGCGGGCGUGUGUAUGAUCGAUAAGCCCAUGUGAAUGGAAGAGCAGGGUGCAUUGGCCCGACAAGCGGCUUCGCUGGCCAUCGCACUGCUGGAUGAUGAGAACAGCCAGGCGGAGGGCACGAUGGAGGGCGCCAUUGGUGGUGCCAUCUACGGCAAUCUGGCGCCGGUUGGAGCGGCUGCAGCGGUUGCAGCCCCAGCUGCGCCGGCUCAAGCUCCCCAGCCGAAUCAUCCGCAUUACGAGAACAUCUAUGCGCCCAUUGGCCAGCCAAGCAAUAACAAUAACAACAACAAUAGCGGUAGCAACAGCAAUCAAGUUGCAGCCGUCGCCAAUGUCAAUGUCAAUGCCAAUGCCCCUGCAAAUGCCGAAGAAGUUCAGCAGCAACAGCCACCAGCGCCAACUGAAGCCAAUGCCAACAACAAUCCACAACCACCAACAGCACCAGCACCAGCACCACCAUCACAACAACAACAGCAACAACAACAAGCACAGCAACAACAACAACAGCCACAACAGCAACAACAACCACAACGCAUACUGCCCAUGAAUAACUAUAGAAACGAUUUAUACGAUCGAUCUGCAGCGAGUGGAAUCCUUGGAUCGAGUUCUGCCGCCGCCUACGAUGUUCCGAGAGCCGUGAGAUCUGGCCUUGGAUAUAGACGCAACUUUCGCAUAGAUAUGCAGAAUGGAAGUCGCUGUGGAAAUGGACUACGCUGCACUCCGCUCUACACAAACAGUCGCUCUACCAAUUGCCAACGUCAGCGCAGCUUCGACGACACGGAAUCCACGGAUGGCUAUAAUCUGCCUUACGCCGGAGCAGGAACCAUGCGGUACGAGAACAUCUAUGAGCAGAUUCGGGAUGAGCCGCUCUACCGCACAUCUGCUGCCAAUCGAGUGCCGCUCUACACACGUCUCGAUGUCUUGGGUCACGGGAUCGGAAGGAUUGAGAGGCAUCUAAGCUCCUCCUGCGGAAACAUCGAUCAUUACAAUCUGGGAGGACACUACGCUGUUCUGGGACACUCGCACUUCGGAACAGUGGGACACAUUCGACUGAAUGCCAAUGGUUCUGGAGCAGGAUCAGCCGGCGGAGCGGGAAGUACCACCUGCAAUGUUCCCAAUUGCCAGGCUUACAUGGGAGGAGCCAGUUCUGCUGUUCCCGUGGAGUACGCCAACGUAAAGGUUCCUGUGAAGAACAGUGCCUCCAGUUUCUUCAGCUGCCUGCAUGGCGAAAACUCGCAGAGUAUGACGAAUAUCUACAAAACAUCUGGAGCAGCAGCUGCUGCCAUGGCUGCCCAUAAUUCCCCAUUAACCCCAAAUGUCUCCAUGGAGCGGGCAUCCCGUUCCGCUUCGGCUGGCGCAGCUGGAGUUGCAGCAUCUGUGGAAGAUCAUUCCCAGGCGGAUAAUAUUCCAAGCUCAUCGAGUAGCAAUACCAAUCGAACAACGGGUGCCAUUCCAAAGGUCAAAACGGCCAGCAAGGCGGCCAAAGAGUCUGGCGCAUCCUCCACAGCUGCAUCGCCAGUUUUGGACAAAACCAUAUCCACGGGAACUGGAAAGAGUGUUACUUUGGCCAAGAAAACUUCCACGGCACCAACACGUUCGAGUUCUUCCGGAGAUGCCAAUGGAAAUGGAACUUUGAAUCGCAUCUCGAAAUCCAGUUUGCAAUGGCUUUUAGUCAACAAAUGGCUGCCACUUUGGAUUGGCCAAGGACCCGAUUGCAAGGUGAUCGACUUCAACUUUAUGUUUUCCCGAGACUGCGUAAGUUGCGACACAGCUUCAGUGGCUUCUCAGAUGUCGAAUCCGUAUGGAACUCCCCGUCUGAGUGGUCUUCCCCAGGACAUGGUGCGAUUCCAGAGUUCCUGCGCUGGAGCUUGUGCGGCAGCUGGAGCUGCUUCAACUAUGCGAAGGGACACCGCUUCGUCAUCUCGCCCACUGCACAGCACUUUGAGUCGCCUGAGAAACGGAGCGGAGAAAAGGAACCCAAAUAGAGUGGCUGGAAACUAUCAGUAUGAGGAUCCCUCGUACGAAAACGUUCACGUUCAGUGGCAGAACGGUUUUGAGUUCGGCAGAUCCCGUGACUACGAUCCAAACUCCGCAUAUCACCAGCAGCGUCCCAUGUUGCAAAGGGCCAGAUCGGAGAGUCCCACAUUCAGCAAUCAGCAGAGGCGUAUUCAGCGUCAGGCGGCCCAAGCUCAACAACAGUCGCAGCAGGCGAAGCCUCCAGGAUCCCCGGAUCCCUACAAGAACUACAAACUGAAUGCGGAUAACAACAGCUUCAAACCAAAACCAUCGCCCGCCGAGGAACUCGAGGGAGCUGUUGGUGGUGCAGUGGCUGAGAUUGCUCCUCUGGAAAUGGAAGCCGAAGCCGCAGAUCCCGUGAACUUGAGUGAUAAUGAGACUGAGACAAACAGCAGUCAAAACAACCCUCCUGGGACUUCAAGCAGCAGCAAUGUCACCGAGCAUAAUGAUUAGAAAUGGGCAAAAUAAGUUGGUUCUGGCAGAGCAGCGUUUAAAAUGUUAGUCUAUCUCUGAUGUGAAAAAUACCAUUUACAAUUUUGUACGAUUUUAUACGGAAACCUAACUGGGUUUUGUGUUUGUUUAAUGAAAAGUGAUACCAGUUUAUAGCUUUUAUAGUAAACACGUUUGUUUUUACUUAGGUGUUCAGUUAGAAAUUCGCAAUGUUCAAAUAUUUUUCACUCAGAGAGGCUUGCCAGUUUUUUGUGUUUUCCAAAAACAAUAUUCGACCAACGCUGCUCUUCAAAAUUAGAUCUCAGAAAACAAUAACAACAAAAUAGGAUCGACCAAAAAAAAUCGAGCAAAUUAAAAUUACAUUUUUAAAAUCAAAAACAAAACACUUAAACAUUGUAGAAUUUGAUAUUAACAUAGAAACGGGCGACUUUGUAUAACCAGCCAAAGCUCAAGAUUGAAUAUUAUGUUGCAAACUGUAGUCGUAGUUGGAACAAGAAUUUUUGUGUGUCAUGUGAAGUUAUAGUUAAACCUAAGAGCCAUAUCAUAUCACGUUCUCCGUAACCAUUUUAAUAAGCAAUAUGCAUUUUAUAUGCUAGUUCCGUUUCAUUAUCCACUGCCUACUCCAAUUUCCAAUACACAUUGGCAUUUACAACUCGCACCUGCUUCGUUUGAGUAUGUUAAGUUAUGGCUUUAAAUCGAAACAAUAAUAUUUAGCUAACUACUGUACAAGUUCUCCAUUAGAAAUCUAUUGUUUAAGUCAAUUAGAGUUACAGGUAUUAUUUACAUGCAUAUAUAUACAAGCGCAUAUACAAUACUCCAAGAUCGGUACAUAAUUAAUAUAAUCAUACUUACAUGUGUAUUGAGUUUAACUAAUUCAUAAUAAAAUAGUUCAACGAAACGAAAAGCGA
This is a messenger RNA of Drosophila ficusphila, 5515 nucleotides long. It is a transcript of the gene kel, whose product is annotated as ring canal kelch protein. NCBI's taxonomy places the organism in Eukaryota, Metazoa, Arthropoda, Insecta, Diptera, Drosophilidae. The record is from RefSeq and is a predicted model, not a curated record. The transcript has 6 exons. Gene Ontology annotation, molecular function: protein binding.